AUGCCAUUUUGGAUUUUUACUCAAUGUGGGCUUCUUGAGGAAUCAUCAAAAACUUUUGAGGAAAUGCAUGGACAUGAUGUUAUCUCAUGGAAUGCAAUGAUUUCCAGGCAUGUUAGAUCUGGUCAUCAUGGAGAAGCCAUUGAGCUUCUGAAGGAUAUGUUGAUUGAAGGAUUUGAACCAAAUCUUCAUACAUAUUCUAGCAUUUUUAGCAUCUGUGCUGAUAUCCCAUCAAUCGAGUGGGCUAAACAAGCACAUUGCUGCAUCCUAAAACCUGGGUUUGACUCAAAUGUGGUUUUAGGGAGUGCUCUUAUAGACAUAUACACUAAGUGUGGAAGACUAAGUGAAGCUCAGAAAGUUUUUGAUAAUCUAGUUACAAAAAACUUGGUUUCCUGGAAUACCAUUCUUGUGGGAUAUGCCCAACAUGAAUUUGGGAGGGAAGCUUUAGAGAUCUAUAACAUAAUGCAUAGUAAUGGGAUCAAACAUAAUGGUCUUACUUUUCUUGGAGUCUUAUCUGCUUGUGGGCAUGUGGGACUUGUAGAGGAGGGAUGGCACGACUUCAAUUCGAUGAUCAAAGACCAUGGCAUUUCCUUAGUCAGCCUCUUUGCCUGUAAAGGACAGACAAAAAGAGCUUUUGACAUAAGGAGAUUUCCAAUGGAGUCUAAUAAGGUGGUUUGGCGGUGUCUCUUGUCUGGCUGCAAAAUUCACAAGGAUGUAGCUCUGGGAAGAUAUGCUGCUGAGAAAAUUUUGAGUAUUGAUCCAGAAGAUACUUCAGCUCAUAUCAUGCUUUCAAAUAUAUAUGCUGAGGCCAAGAUGUGGAAUGAAGCAGCACAAUUGCUAAAAAUAAUGAAGGAGAAGGAAUUAAAGAAAGAUACAGGAUAUAGCUGGGCUGAGUUGAAGAACAGUAUAUAUUACUUUUCUGCAUCUCAUUACACACAAUUCCAAGAAACAAAUCUCCACGAGGUUUUGGAUGGGUUGACAACCCAUUUAUUUGACGCUGGAUACAUACCUGAUGCCAUGUUUGUAUUGCACUGUGGGGAAUGA
Molecule: messenger RNA, 1041 nt
Organism: Quercus lobata
Lineage: Eukaryota; Viridiplantae; Streptophyta; Magnoliopsida; Fagales; Fagaceae
Product: pentatricopeptide repeat-containing protein At3g24000, mitochondrial-like
Exons: 1
Coding region: 1-1041 (346 amino acids)
Biological process (GO): RNA modification
Molecular function (GO): protein binding; RNA binding
Source: RefSeq, a predicted model, not a curated record